CAAGAUUUAAUUAACUAUGCGGAGAACAGUUCAGCUUUUAGUGUUACUGUUAUGGAGUUACUUUGUUCCUGCCGGCCAAGCGUUUGCACUACCGAAUCAUGCCAUUGGAAACGUCAGUGAAGCAUGGGAUACUGAUAACGUGCUACGCCUUGUGUUUGGGAAAGCGUCAAACAUUCGGUGUUUCCUUAUCGUCAUAAGAGAUGGUUAUCUUCCAGACACCUACUUCUCCCAGGUGUCGGGAUCAGAAGGCGAAGGACAUGAUGACUUUGCGGCGGUGGUCUUUAAAGUACCAACCAGCACAGGAAACGUCCAUCUCGCUGAGUCACACAUCACGAAAGUAGUGAAACAAGCUCGUCGGUUGCGGCAAUCCUCUUGGUGCGUAACGGUGGUGGUCUUAAGUGACGACCCCAUAUUCCUUGGUGCCUUUGCGGAAGCGUCUGACAAAGGUCGCAUGUUGGUGUGGAAGACGAGGCUGAUAGUGGUCACCAGAGUAACCAUGCCGCAGCUCCAGACGCUGCUGCAGGAUUACUGGACCUACUCCAUGAUGAACACUAUGUUCAUAACACAGGAAGAAAAAUCUGUAUAUAGGUGGCAAGGAUACGUGCACAUUCCUUAUAGUCCGACCGGAGCUCAAGUGAAGAGAGUUGGGAACUGGAGGCAGAUUAAUAGCAUCCUUCUAGCAGAUGGUCAGAAGCUCUUCCCGGAAAAGUACAGUAAUUUCAAUGGGAUGGAUGUAAACAUGACGUGGUUUCCUUUACCACCCUACUGGAUGCCAAAUAAUGGAUCUGCAUCCAAAAAUUACACGGGAUCCACUUUUUCUGGAAGGGACGUCACCAUCAUUGAAACAAUAGCUGGAGCACUCAACUUCUCCAUUCAUCUUGUUCCAUACAGAGGAACCGAAAACUGGAUGCUUCCCCUACGAAGUCGAGAGGCUUUAGUUAGACCAAUCAUUUUGCCAAUCAUGCCACACAUGCUGGAGGAGUUCGAAAUCACAUUUUUCGUGGAGCCGUCGACCUUGGCCUUCACCAUGGCCAAGCCUGUCCUCAAGCCGAACUGGCAGAGUUUGUUCUACCCGCUGCAGACCGAUGUCUGGGGUUAUGUCGCUGCCACAGUGAUCGUGGUCUUCAUGGUUCUUCUUUUGAUGAAGUCGGAAGGAGAGAACAAGAGCCAAGGGCCGUGGCAGGUGAUGAAACAGGUAUUUGGAACGCUGCUGGACGAGGCCAUUCAUGGGGAGUUACCACGGAGGAGCUCAACGCGUCUGGUACUGACAGCAUGGAUGAUCUUCGCCUUCAUUGUGGGAACGGUUUAUCGCAGUAACUUGACAGCUUGUCUUACGGUGCCUACGUAUCCGACGCGCGCUGAGAACCUCGCUGAUCUUUUUCACAUGGGUGUCAAAAUCACUAUGUUGCCUGAGAUGGUAAUGUUUUACAAAAGCUUCAAAGAAUCUGGAUCUGAGGUGCUCGAAACCUUGGCAGAUAGUAUGGCGUAUGUCCCGACAUCUGUGGAAGGUUUACAUCAAGCCAUUACAAAAAACAAAGCAUAUUUGUAUGAACGGCUACACAUGGAGCUGAAGGUCGCAGAACACUUCACCAAAAAGGACGGGUCAACUCCCCUCUAUGUGACACAAAGGAACUUCAUGUCUGGCUACAGCACCUUCAUUUUAGUCCGCAAUACUCCAUUCAAAGCCAGCCUCGACCACUUUAUCUUGGCUUUUCACGAGGCCGGGCUCAUCAGGAAAUGGACGACUGAUGUGAUGGCUAUGAAAAAAAGGGAGAUUAAAAAACGCAAAAAAUCUGAAAUAAAUGAAAAACAAGAAGAAAGAAAAAAGGGAACUUUAGCUUUAACGCUGAUACACAUGCAAGGACCUUUCUUUUUGUAUUUGGCAGGCAUCAUCUUAUCGUUUCUUGCUUUCCUCUUUGAAACCGUAUUAGUAUUCAGUAACAGAAAUCUCUUCACUAAUAAUUACAAAUAACAUAUUCUGCCGUUUAAGAAAUUUUUUGCCAGUCUGACUGAAGAACGACUGGAACAAGGGUUAAACUUAUAAGUAUUAAAACCAUAACCCGUGAUAGCUAUGAACACACUGAACUGACACGGCACUCUUGUGAACUAGUCUCAUAAUUCUAAGGUAGUGUAUGCUUCAACUUCUAAAACACCCCGUUAUUUUUAGUUUUCUUUUUAUUAUAAUGUAUCUAAAAAAAUAAAAAAUAUAUAUCCUACUAGUAAAAGCAUUUAUAAAGAAAUUUUGAGAUGUAUAGGUUUGCUGGACAUCCAUACGACUGUGUGUUUUGAAGGCCAAACCGGCAUGAUCUCCAGUGACGAUUUUGUUUACAGAUGAGACGUCACGAAUACAUGGCACGAUGCAUUGUGGGGAAAAACAAAUGCUUAUAGUCUCUCAUCCUUGGACAAUAAUGUCUCGGUCUUCAUAAAGAUGGCAGUGUGACGCCACCGCUCGAUUAUCCUCGUAUUUCUCCUAUUAGUUGUCUUUAAAAUGUCCGUCACUCUACUAAUGACUAUCACCAUAGGGGACUGGAAGCCUGUAAAUCAAGAAAGUUCGUACCUAGGCUGAUCUGGAAAAAGGAGUCCCUGUAGGAUGUGUGACUCAGGCUAUUGGUGACAUAUUCAAAGCCAUUUACAUUUAUAAUCACAUCCAAAGCAGCUGGCCUCACCAGAUACUGCCGUUGAAAGGUGAGUACAGUAUAAAGAAAAGAUGUCUGUUUGGAUCGUUAUUAGUGUUCGAGUCAGUAAGUGUCAUGUCACUGGAGAAGCAAUUUUCGAAUGACAAGAGUUUCUUCUUCCUAGUCAAGUUACCAUUAUCAUCAGUGUACUGCAGUGUUUCUUGACUUCAGGUGCUCAAGAGGUACAGAAAUAGUCUAAAAAAAAAAAAAAAAAAAAAGCAAUGAAAAACAUUUACUUAAUACAAAUAUUCCACACUGGCAGGAUGUCCGCGUCACUAAGCUUUGUUGUAAAUGAUAGGUACUCAUGAAAAAAUAACAAAAUAUAUGAUCAGGCAAUACC
Molecule: messenger RNA, 3015 nt
Organism: Scylla paramamosain (green mud crab)
Lineage: Eukaryota; Metazoa; Arthropoda; Malacostraca; Decapoda; Portunidae
Product: ionotropic receptor 21a-like
Exons: 11
Coding region: 17-1972 (651 amino acids)
Cellular component (GO): membrane
Molecular function (GO): ligand-gated monoatomic ion channel activity
Source: RefSeq, a predicted model, not a curated record